Molecule: messenger RNA, 1910 nt
Organism: Daphnia magna
Lineage: Eukaryota; Metazoa; Arthropoda; Branchiopoda; Diplostraca; Daphniidae
Molecular function (GO): zinc ion binding; nucleic acid binding
Source: RefSeq, a predicted model, not a curated record
UCAGCAGCGUGAAGUCUCAUAACGAUUUAGAAGUCGAGCAAGACCUAGAACGCACCAGAGAACGUGUCGAGGAAGAUUUAAGAGGGAAAGAGAAAGUAGAAACGCCGGCCGACGACCAGUCACUCCCACCCCUUAAAUAUUCUUCGACGCCUAUUAGCAGAUAUCAGAAUUUUUAUACAGACCAAUCACAACAAACGACAGAGAAACUAGCUCCUACUUAUCAAGUAGGAACACAGACGAUCUCCCCUUCAACCCGAUUGGUGGGAACGCAGACGACCCUUCCCCCCUUCGAAAAACCCCAACCAUCCUCGUCAAAACAAAUAGAAACAAAGUUCACACCGUACAAAAGCGUAAAUUUCAAAUUGACCCCUUCUCAGCAAACGAUCGACACGAACCCACCUAGACCAACGAUGGCGCAUCCAAACCCAUAUGAGACUUUGUACAAAUGUCUGCGGGAGACAGGGGCGUCAAGAGAAGAAGCCGCAGCAGGAGCGAAAGCCGCCUUGGCAUUGACAAAAACAGCUUGUGGCGCGAGCGAGUUCCGCGCGGUAGAUAUAGUCGAAAAAGAGGCCAACUGCUCCACUGCUACGAACCAGAGCUAUUACAAUAGUCAAAAGUUAUUGCAGAACCAGCAACAACAAACGAUAGCGUUAUUAGCUCAGGUACCCGCUUUCAAUGGAAUGGGGUCAACCAAAUUUGAGGACUGGAUACAACAUUUUGAAAGGGUAGUCGACACUGCUGAUUUUGAAGAAGGGAGAAAAAUAAAACUUUUAGGCUCAAAGGUUUUUGGGUCUGCAGGGGACUGUAUUACAACCUUCCAGCUAAACUAUCCAAGGGAAGCAAAAUCAUUCGUUAAGGUUAAACAGAAUCUCCAUGAACGCUUCCACGGAGGGGAUAACAGAAAAAUGUACUUUACAGAGUUUAAAAAUUGCAUCCGUAAUUCUGGGGAAUCUAUCAGGGACUAUGCUUGCCGGUUACAGAAGCUUUACUCGUUUGCCUACCCAACGGAAGUAGGAAAGACAAUUGAUGCAGAUGUCCUCAAAUUAAGAGAGACUAUGUUAAUGGAUGGCUUUCUGGGAGGGUUAAAGUCCAACCUACGCGAAAGAAUGAGUUUUAAAGACUAUAGGAACUUAAAUGACCUGGUAAAAGCAACAGAGAAAUGUGCAGCUAUCUUAAACGAAGCCAAACUAGAGAAACGGAGCGUCGAAUUUGUCAACGCCGUUUCGGCAAAUGCUAAUGCCCAGGAAUUGAGGGAAACAAAAAACGAGAUCUCGGAACUAAAAUCAGUCAUUGAGCAGCUUUCGCAGAAAAUGAGAGCCACCCAACUUACAGAUAAGAGUCACGAGUCAAUCAAUGCCGUCGCCACGGGCCAUAACGCACAAUUAGCAGAAAGCAAACAGGAAAUAGAGGAAUUGAAAAACCUUUUGAAGGCUAGUAAUAAGAGUUAUAGUGAUAUGAUGAAACAGUCCAGAGACUCAGAGAAAAUGAUGAGAAAUCUGCAGCUCCAGGUCGCCGGUAUGAGCCAAGCGAUCCCCCAGGCUCAACCAAUGAGACAGUAUCAACAAAAUCACAGUGGCCUGGUUACAGACAAUAGUACUCGGGCUCCGCAUCAACCGCCAGUACAUCGUAAUCCACCACCAUUUUACAAGGAUAAUCACAAUAAUCCGGUUAAUGGACCCCCUCACAGAGGAGAGCGGUAUUGUACUUAUUGCGCAAAUAACGGCAGGAACCCAACAACUCACAACACUGACAAGUGUGGAUGGGGACCAAACGGGCCAACCUGCUUCAAAUGCCAUCAAGGUGGGCACAUCGCGCGUGAUUGCCCAUCCGCAGCACUUCGUUCCGACGCCCGAUAUGCGUCGCCAGCUCAGAAUCCUGGUAAGCUCAACCCCUGGAAUCAGGAAAACUAG